GGGGCAAGUCCAGUUUCUAGGUCAACCAUGACUUCAUUGAGACUUGUUUUGACUGUCUCAAUUGUCUGAUUCUUGUCUUCACCACUACUGGGUAUUUCAGUCUCCUUCAUGGUUGUUUUCUGCCUUUUCUGUUGGAACAGAUCAUCAUCCAGCAUGGCUGAUUCUUUGAAAGAAUGUCGUAUGUCUUCAUUAUGCCACUGAAUAUCAACAGAGAGGGACUGCAAGUACUCUUCAUCUGACUUUGGUGAAGACUGCUAUAGAAGCUAAUGGGUUGGCAAUCUUUUUACAAGAGCUACGCCUGCAAGGAGCUGAUGGGGAUCAACAGCAACGAGGAGUGGAGAACGUGAAGGAUGAGAAGUUGGCUGUUGUGGAGGACAAAGCAGCAGCAUUGGGGUUGAGGCGAUCGAAUGGCUACGAAAGGAGACGAUUGUUACUUCUAUUAUAAUACUGAAUGUCUGAAGGGUGACCAAUGCCCUUUCUGUCACAGUCAAGCUGCACUCGGUAACAACACUGUCUGUGCGUUGUGGCUACAAGGGUCGUGCUUUCGAUCAGCAUGUCCGUUCAGACAUAUGCAUAUCACUCCGUUGAAGAGUGAGUUGUUGUGUUGCUUUGAGAUUCAACCAAGUGGCUGCCUCAAGCCCAACUGUCCUUUCAAACAUUUCAAGCCAAGAAAUGUGAUCACACUGGGAACAAGCUCAAUGCCGGUGAUGUCAACGACACAGCCAGUUGUUGCUGUCAGACCGUCUGUUUGUGCUUCUACCAACUUGGUUCAAGCACAGGACACGGAGAUGCCAAAUUUCUUUGGAGUUGUAAAGGAAGUGAUGACGUCUCUAUCAGUCCAGUCAGACAACAAAGGAAUAUCAAAUUUGACUGUUAGCGGGCGGAUAGUCACACUAAGAAAACCGUUAGGACAUGUGAAGAAGAUUGCAUAUAUUUGGAAGGUUGGAGCAAUGAAUGGCAUGUCAAAGUAGUGUCCAGCAAAAUCAUGCCACUAUUCAAGCUGCUAGUGCAACAGCUGUGACAUUUGUUGACCAGUUUACGAUGCUGUAGAAUUCAAUUCUAACCAGUUAUAGUCAUUACCGGUUGGAUAUAAUAAUAUAAACACACACACACACA
Molecule: messenger RNA, 1116 nt
Organism: Corticium candelabrum
Lineage: Eukaryota; Metazoa; Porifera; Homoscleromorpha; Homosclerophorida; Plakinidae
Product: zinc finger CCCH domain-containing protein 11A-like
Exons: 7
Coding region: 408-971 (187 amino acids)
Molecular function (GO): metal ion binding
Source: RefSeq, a predicted model, not a curated record